This is a messenger RNA of Paraglomus occultum, 655 nucleotides long. The record is from the annotation of a GenBank genome assembly. NCBI's taxonomy places the organism in Eukaryota, Fungi, Glomeromycota, Glomeromycetes, Paraglomerales, Paraglomeraceae.
UAAAAGCAAUAAUGAAUAUACAAUUGAAGUUUAUCUAUAUGGUUUCAAUAAAGAAAACAUUGAAAAAGAGUUAGCCAGUAUAGAUAAUAGUCCUUUUAAGCAGCAAUGGCUAAAGAUUACUCUAAGUGAUCUAGAGUUUCAAAAAAUUUAUCAGAAAGAGGAAAAGCAGUCGUCGUUCGGGAACUCCAUGAAGGAAAUAGAAAUAGACUUAGGCUAUGGAUACAAAAAGGAAAUAAAACAACUUACUGACCCCAAUGAUUAUCAAAUUAUUUUGAAUAAUCCUGAAGGUAAACCAGAUCUGACAGAACUUGAAAAAUCAGUAGAUUUGCUUGUUUUUAUCAAAGAUGAAAUUAGUAGAGAAAGGAUUAAUCUUCCUCCACGAUUAAUACUAAGAAGUUCCUGUAUUCCUGCCGAAGAAGAGAUAGCAAGACUUAGAAGAGAUUUCGAAGGAGACGAUUUUAUUUUUGCCGUUCCUUUAGGUGUUAAAUCAAUCAAAGCCGGUUCUUUUUUUUCUUCAAAACUUGAUGAAUUAAGAAAGAAAUCUCGUGAAGUAGAAGACAAUUUGGAGAAAGAAAUACAAAAAGAUAUUAAAGAGAAUAAGUCAGCCAAGCAUAAUGAAAGAAUGAAAGCAUUAAUCGAAAUGGAGAAAAAGUGA